AUGAUGUCCUCCAAGCUGAUGCGGCCAGCUUUCGCCGCUGCUCGUCGCACAGUCCCCAGAACAGCUGUCCGAACUUAUGCUGCGCCGGCCGCCGUUGACACGAAACCUCCAGUGCCUUUGUUCGGACUCGAUGGAACCUACGCAAAUGCCCUGUAUACGGCCGCUGCCAAACAAGGCUCCUUGGAGCCCACAGCCAAGGCUCUCAGCAGUCUAGAACAGAUCUUCAAGACCGAUGCCAAACUCCCCCAAAUUCUCGCCGCUCCCACGCUCUCUGAUACCGACAAGUCACAGAUCAUUGCAGAACUGGAAAAGCACACCGGGGGGUCCGACAAGGCCAACACCGUCAAGAAUUUCCUACAAACGCUCGCGGAGAACAACCGGCUGGGCUUGCUCGAGGGAGUCUGCGAGAAAUUUGGCACUCUGAUGAGUGCAGCAAGAGGAGAGAUAGAAUUGACCGUAACGAGCGCCUCUAAACUUGACGAUAAACUCCUUCGUCGCCUCGAAGCCGCCCUUGCGAAAUCGGAAUACAGCCAGGGCAAGAAACUGAAGGUCGUCACGAAAGUUAAUCCAGAUAUCCUCGGCGGUCUUGUAGUCGAGAUCGGCGAGCGAACCAUUGACCUCAGUGUGUCAAGCAAGAUUGCCCGGUUGAACAAGAUGCUCACGGAGACUGUGUAA
Fonsecaea erecta is the source of this 675-nucleotide messenger RNA. RefSeq names its product ATP synthase F1, delta subunit. The coding region runs from base 1 to 675 and encodes 224 amino acids. The record is from RefSeq and is a predicted model, not a curated record. Gene Ontology annotation, molecular function: proton-transporting ATP synthase activity, rotational mechanism. The transcript has 3 exons. Gene Ontology annotation, cellular component: membrane. Gene Ontology annotation, biological process: proton motive force-driven mitochondrial ATP synthesis. Lineage: Eukaryota; Fungi; Ascomycota; Eurotiomycetes; Chaetothyriales; Herpotrichiellaceae.